AUGCUGCGCGCCUUCUCCCUUCCACUCUUAAACAAGGUGCCCUACGCCACCUUGUUUAAAUACAACCAUGUCCUUCAUAGUGUGUUCAAGGCGCCGUCGUCGAAGGUGGCGCUGACGCUUGAGCUGCCAAGGAUGCCCAAUGCGCAAUUUACGUACGGGCAGCUGCAACGCGAUGUAGUGGCGAUGGCGGACGUGAUGGUGCGACGGAAGGAGGCGGUGGCUCAGGCGCGGGGCGAGACCCCGCUGAGCUGGCUGCAGCCAUGCAGGCCGGGGCAUGUGCGCAGUGUGUUUGCGCAGGGUGAGUGGACGCCGAGCUGCGACUAUAUGAAGGACACAGGCUUCUACACAAUGUCCAUGUUGUGCGGCCCGGGGUACACGUACGUUGUAUCACUACUGGCGGGCUGGUCGUUGAACCAACUCAUGACACCGAUGUCUGUGUCUCAGCAGUGCAACAACGAACUGAUGUACGUGCAGGAGCACAGCGGCUGCCGCAGCGUUGUUGGCGAGACCCAGCUGCUGAAGGAGAAGUUCCCUGCGGAGUACAAGGACUUGUACGUUUGUGCUGAGGAAGACAUCGGCAAGGUCCCGUGGAGUGUGUCCAAAAAGGAGGCAGCGACGCAUAGCGCCGCGACAAUGGCCUCGAACACGUUCCUCGUUGACACCGUCUACGACGCCACUCUCCUUCUUCGCGAAAUCGCUGCAAAGCGCGAUAUGAAGGGGACCGCCACGUUAAAGGCAAGGUGGCUACCGCCGGCGGAGAGCGCCUGUGCACCGAUGCGCAGCGCUGAGGAUCUGGUGAGGCGUCUCGACGACGAGCGGGCUGCCGCCAAGGCGCGUGAAUUGGAUCGCCAAGCAGAAAUUGUGCAGGAGGAACAUUUCCAUCGGAACCGAGCGCCAGCUGAAGCCUGGGGAGCUGCUGAUCUGGAGGACGACGAUGUGGAUGGCGAUGGCCUCUUCUGCUUCGACUCGGUGCACCUUGAUAAACUAAACCACGUUUAUCAGCGCUGGUACGGCAAGCCGGCAACGCGCCCUACGAAGUACGACGAUUGUCUCAUGAUCUACACCUCCGGCACAACGGCGAAACCGAAGGGUGUGGUGCACACCCAUGCCAGCGUGGCCAACAUGGUGAAGGUGUUGCAGGAUGCAUGGGAAUGGAGGGAGACAGACUCCAUUCUUCACAUAUUGCCGUGGCACCACAUACAUGGGCUGGUUAACAUCCUCCUGUGCGCCAUUGCCUCGAAUGCUCGCUGCGUAAUUACCACCUUUGACGACGCUGCGCGGGUGGCGCAUCGACUAGAGCAGGGUGACAUCACGCUGUUCAUGGCGGUGCCGACUGUUUACACGAAGCUCAUUGACGCCGUGCAGCGAAGAUUCAGUCCCAUUGAGAAGACCGGCUUCCGAAAGGCUUGCAUGAGGUCUGUCCGCCUCAUGGUCUGUGGUAGCGCGCCCCUACCGGUGCCAACGCUCAACCAGUUCUGCGAACUCUCGGGUCACACGCUGCUAGAGCGCUACGGCAUGACGGAGAUCGGCAUGGCCCUCAGUCAGCCGCUCUAUCCCAUCUCCGACCGGCACCCCGGGACGGUAGGCUCGCCACUGCCGACAGUGACGACGUACUUGCACCAACCGGAGACAGCGGAGGCGAUGGAGCAGGCGUCAGCAAAGAAGGCAGAGCACGACGAGGUGGGAGGGCUGGGCAUCUCGUCGGAGUCGCUCUUCGACCGCUACUGGAACAACGCGACAGCAACAAAGCAAGAAGUGCGCACGAAUGCGGAAGGGCUGCGGUUCUUCGACACGGGUGACACCGUUGGCAUGCGGCUGCAGGUGGGAAAGCCGGCCGUGUACACAAUCCUUGGACGUUCGAGUGUGGACAUCAUCAAGUCGCGCGGGUGCAAGCUCUCUGCGCUGGAGAUCGAGGCCGCGCUGCUUGUGCGCAAGGACCUGUUUUACGAGAUGGCUGUUGUUGGCACUGCAGAUGCUGUGCAGGGGGAAAGCGUGGUGGCUGUUGUUGCGAUGCAGCCGGAGGCGGCGAGGGCGCGCGGGAUCACGUUUGGCGAGGGCGUUGCGUCGCACGAGUCUACAGCGGUGACGGAGGAGCUGAAGAAGGCGGCGCUGGAACUGCUUGCACCGUACAAGUGCCCGUCGCGGUACAUUAUCGUGCCAGAGAUCCCGCGGAACCAGACGGGUAAGGUGAACAAGAAGAAUCUGAAGAAGGCGCUGAACCUGCCCUGA
Molecule: messenger RNA, 2229 nt
Organism: Leishmania braziliensis MHOM/BR/75/M2904
Lineage: Eukaryota; Euglenozoa; Kinetoplastea; Trypanosomatida; Trypanosomatidae
Product: putative long-chain-fatty-acid-CoA ligase
Exons: 1
Coding region: 1-2229 (742 amino acids)
Biological process (GO): fatty acid metabolic process
Molecular function (GO): medium-chain fatty acid-CoA ligase activity
Source: RefSeq, a predicted model, not a curated record